AUGCCCCAAGUAAAUGCUGCUAAGUUGUACGUAAGUUCGGAGCCGCUUGCAGAAGUUGAUACUGAGGAGGUGCAACAAUCAACUACAUCUUUACAAUUUAUAGCCCUAGAUGAUGGAUGCACUAUAAUGAGAAGCUAUACAAUGGGAAGUUAUAUGCUCCCAUCUCAAGAUUAUGCUGCCAAUACUAGUGAAACACUCCAACCUCAAGAGACACAUUUAGGGGAGGAAGACGAAGACAAAGACGAAGACGAAGACGAAGACGAAGAUUAUACUACGAAUAAUGGUGAAAAUAUUGAUGAUAUGGAUGAGUACGAAGAGAGGAUUGAGCGAGACGAUUUUGAUAGGGAUGUGGAUGACCAUGAACUCGUUCCCAAUUUUGAAGAGGAAAUUAUGGAGUACCAUGAUAAAGGUGAUGCAGAUGAUGAUAUUGGCAUUCAGCAUGAUACAAAUACGACCACUGCCUACACACCUCCUGUUGAGUCAUUCUAUGCAAAUAUUUGGAAAGAUAUGGUUGAUUCUUCAUGUCUUUAG
Messenger RNA from Quercus lobata, 531 nucleotides. RefSeq names its product acidic leucine-rich nuclear phosphoprotein 32 family member B-like. The coding region runs from base 1 to 531 and encodes 176 amino acids. The record is from RefSeq and is a predicted model, not a curated record. The transcript has a single exon. NCBI's taxonomy places the organism in Eukaryota, Viridiplantae, Streptophyta, Magnoliopsida, Fagales, Fagaceae.